AUGGCUCCCCACGCCGACGAGACCACCCGCUCCAAUGGCAGCGACCCGGCGUCGUCGAGAUACCACGCCUCGUCCACAAAGGGUGCCAUUGCCGCCGAGAACGAGUACGCCGCACACAACUAUCACCCAAUCCCCGUCGUCUUCUCCCGCGCACAGGGCGUCAACGUCUGGGACCCCGAGGGCAAGCACUAUAUCGACUUCCUCUCUGCGUACAGCGCCGUCAAUCAGGGCCACUGCCACCCCGAACUGAUCAAGGCCCUCACCGAGCAGGCCGGCCGCCUGACCCUGAGCUCGCGCGCCUUCCAUAACGAUGUCUUCCCCGUCUGGGCCGAGAAGGUCCGCAAGACCUUCGGCUAUGACAUGGUUCUGCCCAUGAACACCGGCGCGGAGGCUGUGGAGACGGCUAUCAAGAUCGCGAGGAAGUGGGCGUACAGGGUCAAGGGCGUCCCGCAAGGCAAGGCCCUUGUCUUUGCUGCAGAGGACAACUUCCACGGACGCACGAUGACCGCUAUCUCGCUGUCGACCGAUCCCGAAUCUCGCGACAAUUACGGCCCCUAUGUGCCCAACAUCAGCGCUUCUAACCCCUCGACUGGCAAACCGAUCCGCUACAACAACAUCGCCGAUUUGGAGGAGGUUCUCGAGAAAUACGGCAAGGAGACUGCCGCAUUCAUUGUUGAGCCCAUCCAGGGUGAGGCAGGUGUGGUGGUGCCGGACGAGGACUACCUCCCCAAGGUGUCCGCCCUCUGCAAGAAGCACAAUGUGCUGUUCAUCUGCGACGAGAUCCAGACCGGUAUUGCUCGAACCGGCAAGAUGCUCUGCCACCAGUGGGCCGGCAUCAAGCCCGACAUCGUGACGCUCGGCAAGGCCAUCUCGGGCGGCCUGUACCCGGUGAGCUGCGCGCUGGCCGACAAGGAGAUCAUGAUGGUCAUUGAGCCGGGCACGCACGGAUCCACCUACGGCGGCAACCCGCUUGGAUGCGCCGUGUCUCUGCGCGCGCUGGAGCUUGUGGACGAGGAGGGCUUGAUCGAGAGGGCAGAGCGCCUGGGCAACAUCUUCCGCGAGGGCAUUACGUCUUUCAACUCCCCGAUCAUCACCAAGGUCCGAGGCAAGGGCCUCUUGAACGCCGUUGUCAUCGACGAGUCAGCCGCCGCAGGCAGAAGUGCUUGGGACCUGUGCCUCCUGCUCAAGGAAAAGGGCCUAUUGGCCAAGCCGACCCACGGGAACAUCAUCCGAUUCGCGCCGCCGCUGGUCAUCACCGAGGAGGAGCUACGGAAGGCGCUCAGCAUCAUUGGAGAGGCGCUGAAGGAGCUGCCGACUGCGAACAAAGCGGAGGCACAUUAG
Messenger RNA from Phaeoacremonium minimum UCRPA7, 1341 nucleotides. RefSeq names its product putative ornithine aminotransferase protein. The coding region runs from base 1 to 1341 and encodes 446 amino acids. Lineage: Eukaryota; Fungi; Ascomycota; Sordariomycetes; Togniniales; Togniniaceae. Gene Ontology annotation, molecular function: L-ornithine transaminase activity; pyridoxal phosphate binding; identical protein binding. Gene Ontology annotation, cellular component: cytoplasm. The record is from RefSeq and is a predicted model, not a curated record. The transcript has 3 exons.